This is a messenger RNA of Nicrophorus vespilloides, 1024 nucleotides long. RefSeq lists its product as uncharacterized. Lineage: Eukaryota; Metazoa; Arthropoda; Insecta; Coleoptera; Silphidae. Bases 405 to 938 code for a protein of 177 amino acids. The transcript is spliced from 4 exons. The record is from RefSeq and is a predicted model, not a curated record.
CGAAAGAUAGACUGCUUUGUCAUAUUCAUAAAUAUUUAUAUCGAAAGGAUGGUUGGGACAGUAAUGAGACAAUCAAAUAUUAUUUUAGAAAGAUGCGGAUUCGCGGAAGAAGUAUGAUUUCUCCGAUGUGACGUCUCUAUCUACAUUAACGUGCAUUUCCAUGGCAAACAGAGAAACGCAGCAUGAUCCAAACUGCACGCAUUAUGACAAAAAAUCUUACGAUCUUUGUCAGUCAGUUUUUCAUACAUUCUCAAUACAUUUUUCAUAUUUGUCUUACGUAAGUGGGAAGAUUUCCUUACGCAGUUUGCGCGUUCAAUUAACACCUCAGAAUUCGCAUAUAAACGUACACGUAUUACGUUUCUUUUUUAUUCAGUCGACAGUUGUUUAUAAAGAAGGGAACAAAAAUGAAGCAGGUUUUAUCGUUCUUGGUGCUGCUAGUUUUCGGCGGAAGCAGAGCUUUACCGAUGCAAGAGGAUGAAGGUGUCUUCGCUGACGGUCCCAUAGAUCUGAGCAACUCGACCGGUCCAAAAGAUCUGUACGUGAUCAAAACUAUAGUGUACGAAGUGGGCAUCUUGACGGACGCUUCGAACGAUACGAGCAACUCGACCGAGAUCACCGAAGAAGUAGAUUUGACGUUCUUCAAUCCGACGCACAACGGUAGCACGAUCGACUUAAGCAACAUCCCAGUUCCGAUUCAGGCAAACAUCAGCGGCAUCUCGAUCACCGGAAUCGCUCCCGUCAACUUCGGCACGUUCGAUCUGAAAGGUGACGACAAGAAUCUUCUCGUCGCCCCGCUGAACGGAUCCGCGAUCCUUCCGAACGCCGUCAUAAGCGUCACGCAGAACGUGAGCACCGUGGACAGCGAGAAGGGCGAAGAAAUCCUCAAGCAAAUCUCGCCGCUGCUCAACCUGCAGAACGGCACUCUGAACGCGCCGUGAACGUAACGUUUGCCGAUUGAAGAAGGUCUGGUGAUCUUUUCCUCUGGCUUAGCUCUCGCCAGAGUCACGUGCCAAAAAAAUAUAUC